Molecule: messenger RNA, 4436 nt
Organism: Physcomitrium patens
Lineage: Eukaryota; Viridiplantae; Streptophyta; Bryopsida; Funariales; Funariaceae
Product: cellulose synthase-like protein D3
Biological process (GO): cellulose biosynthetic process
Cellular component (GO): membrane
Molecular function (GO): cellulose synthase (UDP-forming) activity
Source: RefSeq, a predicted model, not a curated record
ACCUAGGAGGUGGUCUACCUAGUGGCAGAAACCUUGUAAUGAACUUCCACACUUCUUUUUCUUCGUGCCUUCCUUGACGUGUAUGAGCUCGUGUGCCUUGACCUGCGGCUCUGAGUGCCUGUGUGUGCACGCGCACGCAGAGUCGUGUAUGCUCAUUGUACCGGCGGAGAGGUUGUACCAGCCGUGCGCUGCUUGGUGCAUCGGGGCGGGCAGAAUAUAAUCGCAGGCGUUUGAGCGUCGCCACCAACCGAACGUGAACUAAAUUUUCGCCGAUCGUGGAAGAUGUCGAAAUUAGUUUGAUUGUCGAGUCUUUACAGAUCAGCAUUUAUGUUCGACAGUUGAGAGGAAACUACCACUGCGUAGUUAGACAUGGCGUCUCCAGGAUCUGCUGGCGCAAGCGGACUUGGUUUUCGCGGCGCGGGGAAGCAGAAUGUGCAAAUGGUGGGGCAGAGUGUGGGUGGUGGCUCUCAUCAUGUGAGGAGGACCUCGAGCGGGAGGUCUAACAAUCUCUCCCGCGACGAGAGUGAGAUGGGUGCUGUCACCGACAGCGAAAUGGGGUCCGACUAUCUAUACACCGUGCAGAUUCCGGCCACACCUGACAAUCAAGUUAUGGGAUCCAGCCGCGAUAACAUUCGUGGGAUGGACCCUGUGAUCGCCGGCAAGUCCGAGCAGCAAUUCGUUUCGAGCACUAUCUUCACGGGGGGUUUUAAGAACCAGACGCGGGGACACACACUGGACAAGAUGAUGGAAGGUGAAGGUAAUCAUCUGCAACUCGCGGGUGCCCGAGGGCCCACUUGCGCAUGCGAUGGUUGCGAUGGCAAGGCGAUGAGGGACGAGCGCGGCGAAGACAUGACUCCUUGCGAUUGCCACUUCAAGAUUUGCCGCGAUUGUUACAUUGACGCACUAAACGGAUCCGGGAAAUGCCCUGGAUGUAAGCUAGAGUACACUGUUGCUGAUGACCCUUUCUCACAGAAUGGUUCCGAGACCGACAUGCGCGCUCUGCCACCUCCAGGAGACGACAGCUCAAGGUUGGAACGUCGCCUCUCGCUAUUGAAAACGAAGCCUGGAAUGAUCGUAAGUAAUGGGUCUUCCACGGAUUUCGACCACGCCCGAUGGCUGUACCAGACAAAGGGCACUUAUGGAUACGGGAAUGCUGUGUGGCCCGGCGACCAAGGUCACGAUGGUGGCGGUGGGAAUAACCCUCCAAAUAUGGGAGCAUUGCCCGAGUUUAAUGACAAAGUGCGGCGUCCGCUCACCAGAAAAGUCAGCAUAUCCACGGCAAUUCUGAGUCCUUACAGGUUGAUCGUCCUAAUCCGUAUGGUUGUGCUCGCUCUGUUCCUCAUGUGGCGUGUUAAUCAUCCGAACAACGAUGCUAUAUGGUUGUGGGGAAUGUCAGUCGUUUGUGAGAUUUGGUUCGCUUUCUCCUGGAUCCUUGAUCAGCUGCCGAAGCUGUGUCCCAUUAACCGACUUACAGAUUUAAGUGUGUUGAAGGAACGGUUUGACACGCCGUCCCCGGAGAACCCCAGUGGUAGGUCUGACCUUCCCGGCAUUGACAUUUUCGUAUCCACUGCCGAUCCCGAGAAGGAGCCGCCCCUCACAACCGCCAACACAAUUCUGUCCAUUCUGGCUUCUGAGUACCCAUUGGAGAAGCUCGCGUGCUAUCUGUCCGACGAUGGUGGUGCUCUUUUGUCGUUUGAAGCCUUAGCUGAAGCUGCAAGCUUUGCUCGCAUUUGGAUCCCUUUCUGUCGGAAGCAUAACAUUGAGCCUCGUAACCCCGAGACUUACUUCGUGCUUAAAGGGGAUCCAACCAAGAAUAAAGUUCGUUCUGACUUUGUGAAGGAUCGCCGUAAGGUUAAAAGAGAGUACGAUGAGUUCAAGGUGCGUGUCAACGGAUUGCCCGAUUCUAUUCGUCGACGGUCUGACGCCUACAAUGCCCACGAGGAAAUUCGUGCGAAGCGUCAACAGAUGGAGUCUGGGAGUGAUCCUUCGGAGCCUCUCAACAUCCCUAAGGCAACAUGGAUGGCAGAUGGAACUCAUUGGCCAGGAACAUGGAGUCAGUCUGGUAGAGAGCACGGUCGGGGAGAUCAUGCUGGUAUAAUUCAGGUGAUGCUUGCGCCUCCUACUGCGGAGCCCUUGAUGGGCAGCAGCGACGAGGAGAACAUCAUAGAUACCACAGAUGUGGACAUCCGUUUGCCAAUGCUCGUCUACAUGUCUCGUGAAAAGCGCCCAGGCUAUGAUCACAACAAGAAGGCCGGAGCCAUGAACGCCCUCGUACGCACGAGUGCUGUCAUGUCCAACGGACCAUUCAUCCUCAAUCUGGAUUGUGAUCACUACAUCUUUAACUCUCUUGCCCUUCGAGAGGCCAUGUGCUUCUUCAUGGACAAGGGUGGAGAUCGUCUUGCCUAUGUUCAAUUCCCCCAGAGAUUUGAGGGUGUUGACCCCAACGAUCGAUAUGCCAACCACAACACCGUCUUCUUCGACGUGAACAUGAGGGCUCUGGAUGGAUUGCAGGGGCCUGUCUACGUCGGAACUGGAUGUGUGUUCAGAAGAAUUGCGCUCUAUGGAUUUGAUCCUCCUAGGUUCCGUGAACGUAGCUGUUGUUACAGUCUCUGCUGCGGUUGCUGCGAACCAAAGAAGCCUAAAAUGAAGAAAACAAGGUCACAGAAGCGAGCCUCGGAGGUAACAGGGUUGACAGAGAAUAUCACAAGCGAUGACGAUGAUGACAUUGAGGCCACCAUGCUUCCCAAGCGAUACGGUGCUUCAGCGGUGUUCGCCGCUUCCAUCCCUGUGGCUGAAUUUCAAGGCCGACCUCUGGCAGACAAAGGUGUCUUGAACAGCCGUCCUGCUGGGGCCCUCACUGUUCCCAGGGAGCCCUUGGACGCCGAAACAGUUGCGGAAGCUAUCAAUGUGGUGUCCUGCUUCUACGAGGACAAAACAGAAUGGGGAGGUCGUGUGGGAUGGAUUUAUGGAUCCGUCACAGAAGAUGUGGUCACAGGUUUCCGUAUGCACAAUCGUGGUUGGCGCUCAAUUUACUGUGUCACCAAGCGCGAUGCCUUUCGUGGAACCGCUCCAAUCAAUCUUACUGACCGUCUUCAUCAGGUGCUCCGGUGGGCUACAGGAUCUGUGGAAAUUUUCUUCUCUCGGAACAAUGCUCUUCUCGCCAGCUCCCGUCUGAAGUUCUUGCAGCGUAUUGCUUACCUAAAUGUCGGCAUUUACCCGUUCACUUCAAUCUUUCUUUUAGUUUACUGCUUCCUGCCCGCUCUUUCCCUCUACACCGGCCAAUUUAUCGUGCAGAAUUUGAAUCUCUCUUUCUUGAUCUAUCUCCUCACCAUCACCAUCACCCUAUUUGCGCUCGCUGUUCUGGAAGUGAAAUGGUCCGGCAUCUCACUCGAGGAGUGGUGGAGAAACGAACAGUUCUGGGUAAUUGGAGGAACGAGUGCCCAUCUUGCUGCUGUGUUCCAGGGCUUACUCAAGGUCAUGGCCGGAGUCGACAUUUCUUUCACCUUGACGUCUAAGUCGGCUGGAGAGGACGAGGACGACAUCUACGCUGAUCUCUACAUCGUCAAGUGGUCAUCGCUCUUCAUCCCUCCCAUCACCAUCGGUCUCACCAACAUGGUAGCCAUAGCCGUGGGCAUCUCUCGCACCAUCUACGCCACCAAUCCCGAAUGGAGCAAGCUUCUGGGAGGAGUCUUCUUCUCCUUGUGGGUGCUCUUGCAUCUCUACCCCUUCUUCAAGGGUCUCAUGGGUAAGGGUGGCAAGACGCCUACUAUCGUCUUCGUCUGGGCUGGUCUGCUCUCCGUCAUCAUCUCACUCUUGUGGGUGUACAUCAGUCCCUCGAACGAUAGCACCGCGGCCUCUGGUGGUUUCACGUUCCCGUAGGAAGGCCGAUGCUUUCUUCUGAUCCCUAUUUUCUUCGCACCGAACACUCAAGCCCGAUUGCUGCAUUGUGUGCCAAUUUUGAGAGUAGCAAAGCGGGCGGUGCUUGGGGAUCUAUUCUCAAAGAAUACAACCUUGGUUGUGUUACUGCUUUGGUAACUGAGAGGGAGAAGAUUUAUGCGAUUGCGGGAUUUGUACAGUAGACCAUUCUUUUGGCUCAUGUAAGAUGAGAUUUCAGAGUUGGGCGGAAGCUAAGUGUGAGUGGGGCAGCAAGUUGCUUUCACUGCAAUCAAGACAUGAACAAUUCAUCAAUCCUCUAGACUCGUGAGGAGUUGGCAGGCAGCGUCGAGAUUUUCGAAGCAGUACAAUAAGGUCGUUGUCGCGUAGUGUGAAGUGAUUUUAGAUUUAUGCAUUAUCGAGUCGAGGUCUUACUCUGAGUGAGCUUGUGGACAGUAUGUAUUUGUGUUCUUGACUCUUAUCCAUUUUUGUUUACAUUAUAAGCUCUGACUUCUUUUCUGCCAUUGUGGCUGUAAUGCAAAUUCUCUCACCAAUUCAAUCAU